AAAAAAAGGAAGCCAAUUUCUAAACGACGCCAUCUUGAAGAUUAAGCAGUGCAUGGCGGUACUGAACAGGGAUUUUUGGAUUGUUAAGUGUUAGAAAGUGUGUGUCAUCCCUAUGGACAAUGUUCUGGAUGGACUUGGGGAGUCUAACUCUCUCUCACCUCUUUCAUCUAAUGUCCAUGACCAUGAUGAGGACUUUGCAGGUCUUGGAGAUCAUGCAGGUGGAGAAAUCGAAGACUCCAACAUAAAUUCUGAUGGAAAUGACAGUCUUGGUCAUUCUGGAGCAGAAGAUGAUGAUGAUGAUCAUGUCAACAUUGUCACCUCAUCCAUUACUGGUGAUGAUGAUGACCCCAUUGGACUUGGUGUGUCUGGGGGCCAUGAGGAUAUACACCCAGAUGUCGAGGGCUUGGAUGGUGCUGAGGCUGAAGACAUGGCUACAUUGGAUGAAAAUAGUGUAUUACAUACUGAAGCACAUUUGGUUCAAGCGAGUGAACAAGAUGGUAUUUUGAUAACGUCAGAUGCUGAUGGUAAUCUUUCUGUUCCAGUAUCAGCUGACCAAGUCAUUAGGCUGCUAAUGCAAGCAUCCGAUGGCAAUGUGGUCACAGCUAAUGCUUCAAUGGAGGCAAUCAAGUUCACAAUGUCUAAUGUGAUUAGCUCAGAAACAGGAGAAAUCACUCAAACCUCCUUAACCUUAGCAGAUGGAACAACUCUUAUUGAAAAUGUUAAGGCUGAAAUGGUCACUGAUGAGGAGGAGGCACAAGUUUUGCCAAAGUUUGAGGAGGGACAAACAAUCAAACUGGACGAUGGAUCUACUGCAGUUUUAAGGGCCACACCAAAAGAAAUCUUAGCUGGAGGUUUACAAGCUAUCCAACUGGAGGAUGGGUCAACAGCAUUUAUAACUAGGACCAAUCCAGAGACUUUGUUUGCUGCCACCUCAGAGCUAGAGGAGAGAAAUUUAAACAUGGCAAUAGCUAAUCAGACACUGAUCAUUAAACCAGUGGAGAAAGCAGUUAUGUUAGGAGACAAGGCUUACAAAUGUAUAUAUGAAGAUUGUGGGCGUCUCUACACCACACUCCACCAUUUAAAAGUCCAUGAAAGGUCACACACUGGAGAUCGUCCAUUCCAGUGUGAAUCGCCCAACUGUGGUAAAAGUUUUGCCACUGGCUAUGGUCUCAAGUCACACAAUAGGGUGCAUACAGGCGAGAAGCCAUAUCCAUGUCCACAUACAGAUAAAGGAUGUGAAAAAGCUUUUAAAACAUCUGGAGAUCUACAGAAACAUGUGCGAACACAUACUGGAGAGCGUCCAUUUAAAUGUCCUUUUGAAGGUUGUACACAGUCAUUUACCACAUCAAAUAUCCGUAAAGUUCAUAUCAGAACGCAUACAGGAGAGAGACCAUACAUUUGUGAUGCAGAGGGGUGUAACAGAGCUUUUGCUUCUGCCACAAAUUAUAAAAAUCAUAUCCGUAUACACACAGGUGAGAAGCCCUAUGUGUGUACAUUUCUAGGGUGUGGUAAGAGGUUCACAGAGUACAGUAGUUUGUACAAGCAUCAUGUUGUACACACGCACAACAAACCUUACACAUGUCACUGUGGGAAAACUUAUAGACAGAUCAGUACACUGGCCAUGCACAAAAGAACAGCUCAUGGGGAAGAUUCAGGAACUAUCCUUGUGACAUCACCUGAAAAUGAUUCGGAGGAACCUCCAUCAAAGAAACGAUUAAUCAAAACAGAAAUUGCAGAAGAAGGGGAGACAAAUCAGAAUCUCAUUGUCAGUACAGGGGAAGGAACACAGAUGAUGUUAUUAACCCCUGGUGUGAAUACGUCAGAAGCUGCUACCUUUGUAACAGCAGAUGGCAACCAAACAGUAGCCAGCCUGCUUACCCUUCAGGCCCCAGGCAGUAUUAUUUUACAGGACCUUCAACAGGCAGGACUAGCUGGUCUUACGGGUCUUUCUCUAGGUGAGAAUGGUCACCAAGUAUUUGUAGUCACCGACCCAGCACAGUUGGAACACAUUCAGCAACUGGCUGCUCAACAUUUGGAAAGUCUAAACCAAUCAUCAGAAACUCUGGCCACACUACAAACCACAGAACAGUCUCCAGGGUUGGAAGGACAAAUUGCUGAAAAUAAUGAGCUAGCUGUUGUUUCUCUUUCGCAGUAACACUGUUCUAAUGGAGGCUUGAUUGGCCAAUGAAAUGAAAGUGUUUUCCUAUAGAUUUGUUUUGUAUCAAAAUGAAUGAAGGAACUUACACCUACUAGAAUCUAGUAUUGUCCCUGCAUUACUUUCAAAGUAUGCAAUCAGUGACUAUCAGGUUUAAAAGGUUCUACUUUGAUAACAAUGAAAUGGUUUAAUUACUACUUAUUAAAUUCUAAACCAUGAUCGUACAGAAAUAUUAAGGGACCAAAAAAACAAAAGAUUUUUGUCUCUUUAAUAUGAUUUCUUGAGUAGAACCAUUUAUUUUACCCUUUUACUGAAUAGACUAUGCUGGGAAGAUUGUUGUUCAGAUGAAACAGAAUUCAAAAUGACAAUCUGUACCUGACCUCUACAUUUAUGUUACAUAUUUAUUUGAUCAAGACUUGAUGAACAAAUGACUGACAAAUUUUGUGUGUUUGUUAAUGAUGUUGCAAAGACUUUUCAGCCUGACUUGUAGUUGUACAUUGGUGAUCAGGUGGCCAUUUCAUAUUGAUGUUCAGUAAAACUGUAUGUCUUUUUGUUUUAGAUUUGUUCAUGAAGAAAAAUGCUGGUAUUGACUUGUUUCAACUAAAUCACUUAGUUGUUGGAUAGUGUUUGCUACAAAAGGAUUUUUUUUUUGACAUGUUAUUUAUUUAUUCUAAGAAUCAUGUUAUGUAAUGUAUACAUUAAGAAUGAUACUUGAUUCAAUGUACAUUGAAAUAAACAACAAGACUGAGAUACCAUCCAUAAUGAAGUUGUGUCCCUAGAAUGUCUUCAUGUGAACAGGAAGAGAACUUUCCACCCAUUAAACCAGUGCUUGUGUUGGCAAUUCAUGGGACAUUUAUCAUAUGUUGAAGAAUCUGUUUGGGUAAAGUAGAAUCUUCAUUAACUAAAAUGUAGUUUAAUUAAAAGUAUAACAAGAGUUGUGGUCCUUAAAAAGAUAUAACUCAUAGUGAUCUAAUUUUGUGGCCCAGUGUAGAAUCAAUUGGAGUCCCAUAAUCAUUUUUAUGAAGUCCGAACACAGAAAUGGCUCAUAGCCUCUAGUCUUAGCUUUGCCUAUUAAAUUGUAUAAGUCUGGAUAUGUAUAUAAACACUAGGUGGUAUUCUAAUGAUUUGUUCAAGUGUACUGACUCAUUGUUAGUCCAUUGUGCUAGUAUUAUUUCAGUCAGCACAAUGAACAAUAAUUCAAUAAAUUUUAUUUUUUACAUUUUUA
Messenger RNA from Biomphalaria glabrata, 3380 nucleotides. RefSeq names its product zinc finger protein 76-like. NCBI's taxonomy places the organism in Eukaryota, Metazoa, Mollusca, Gastropoda, Planorbidae. Gene Ontology annotation, molecular function: DNA-binding transcription factor activity, RNA polymerase II-specific; RNA polymerase II cis-regulatory region sequence-specific DNA binding. Gene Ontology annotation, biological process: regulation of transcription by RNA polymerase II. The record is from RefSeq and is a predicted model, not a curated record. The coding region runs from base 113 to 2155 and encodes 680 amino acids. Gene Ontology annotation, cellular component: transcription regulator complex; PcG protein complex. The transcript has 14 exons.